Ochotona curzoniae (black-lipped pika) is the source of this 16642-nucleotide messenger RNA. RefSeq names its product lysine methyltransferase 2A (gene KMT2A). The transcript is spliced from 36 exons. Gene Ontology annotation, molecular function: DNA binding; protein binding; zinc ion binding. Lineage: Eukaryota; Metazoa; Chordata; Mammalia; Lagomorpha; Ochotonidae. Gene Ontology annotation, cellular component: nucleus; histone methyltransferase complex. Gene Ontology annotation, biological process: positive regulation of DNA-templated transcription. Bases 22 to 11955 code for a protein of 3977 amino acids. The record is from RefSeq and is a predicted model, not a curated record.
GCUUCACUUCACGGGGCGAACAUGGCGCACAGCUGUCGGUGGCGCUUCCCCGCCCGACCCGGGACCACCGGGGGCGGCGGCGGCGGGGGGCGCCGGGGCCUAGGGGGCGCCCCGCGGCAACGCGUCCCGGCCCUGCUGCUUCCCCCCGGGCCCCCGGCCGGCGGUGGCGGCCCCGGGGCGCCCCCCUCCCCCCCGGCUGUGGCGGCCGCGGCGGCGGCGGCGGCGGCAGCGGCGGCGGCGGGAAGCAGCGGGGCUGGGGUUCCAGGGGGAGCGGCCGCCGCCUCAGCAGCCUCUUCGUCGUCCGCCUCGUCUUCGUCUUCGUCAUCGUCUUCAGCCUCCUCAGGGCCGGCCCUGCUCCGGGUGGGCCCGGGCUUCGACGCGGCGCUGCAGGUCUCGGCCGCCAUCGGCACCAACCUGCGCCGGUUCCGGGCGGUGUUUGGGGAGAGCAGCGGGGGAGGCGGCAGCGGAGAGGAUGAGCAGUUCUUAGGUUUUGGCUCAGAUGAAGAAGUCAGAGUGCGAAGUCCCACAAGGUCUCCUUCAGUUAAAAGUAGCCCUCGAAAACCUCGCGGGAGACCUAGAAGUGGCUCUGACCGAAAUUCAGCUAUCCUCUCAGACUCAUCUGUGUUUUCCCCUCUCAAUAAACCAGAGACCAAAUCUGGAGAUAAGAUCAAGAAGAAAGAUUCCAAAAGUAUAGAAAAGAAGCGAGGAAGACCUCCUACUUUCACUGGAGUAAAAAUCAAAAUAACCCACGGAAAGGACAUUUCAGAAUUACCAAAGGAAAACAAAGAAGAGAGCCUGAAAACAAUUAAACGGACACCUUCCGCCACAUUUCAGCAAGCCACAAAGAUUAAAAAACUCAGAGCAGGUAAACUCUCUCCUCUCAAGUCUAAGUUUAAGACAGGGAAGCUUCAAAUAGGAAGGAAGGGGGUACAGAUUGUCCGCCGGCGAGGAAGGCCUCCCUCCGCCGAAAGAAUCAAGACCCCUUCUGGUCUCCUCCUUAAUUCUGAACUGGAAAAGCCCCAGAAGGUCCGCAAAGACAAAGAAGGCACACCUCCACUCACCAGGGACGACAAGGCCGUCGUCAGACAGAGCCCGCGAAGGAUUAAGCCCGUCAGGAUUAUUCCUUCUUCUAAAAGGACAGAUGCAACCAUUGCUAAGCAACUCUUGCAGAGGGCGAAAAAGGGGGCUCAAAAGAAAAUCGAAAAAGAAGCAGCUCAGCUGCAAGGAAGAAAGGUGAAGACUCAGGUCAAAAACAUUCGACAGUUCAUCAUGCCUGUGGUCAGCGCCAUCUCCUCUCGCAUCAUCAAAACCCCUCGGCGGUUUAUAGAGGAUGAGGAUUACGACCCUCCCAUUAAACUUGCCCGACUAGAGUCUACACCGAAUAGUAGAUUCAGCGCCACAUCCUGUGGAUCUUCUGAAAAAUCAAGCGCAGCUUCUCAGCACUCCUCACAGAUGUCUUCAGACUCGUCCCGAUCCAGCAGCCCCAGCGUCGAUACCUCCACGGAUUCUCAGGCUUCCGAGGAGAUCCAGGGUCUUCCCGAGGAGCGGAGCGAUACCCCCGAAGUGCAUACUCCACUGCCUAUUUCCCAGUCACCAGAAAACGAGAGCAGUGACAGGAGGAGCAGAAGGUACUCCGUGUCCGAGCGAAGUUUCGCCUCCAGAGCGACUAAAAAGCUGUCGGCUCUACAAAGUGCCCCGCAGCAGCAGACCUCCUCGUCUCCACCUCCGCCUCUGCUCUCCCCACCGCCGCCGCUGCAGCCAGCCUCCAGUAUCUCUGACCACACACCCUGGCUCAUGCCUCCAACCAUCCCCUUAGCGUCACCAUUUUUGCCUGCUUCUGCUGCGCCCAUGCAAGGGAAGCGAAAAUCUAUUUUGCGAGAACCGACAUUUAGGUGGACUUCUUUGAAGCAUUCUAGGUCAGAGCCACAGUACUUCUCCUCAGCAAAGUAUGCCAAAGAAGGUCUUAUUCGCAAACCAAUAUUUGAUAAUUUCCGACCCCCUCCACUCACGCCCGAGGAUGUUGGCUUUGCCUCUGGCUUCUCCGCGUCCGGCACUGCUGCGUCAGCCCGACUGUUCUCACCACUCCAUUCCGGAACAAGGUUUGAUAUGCACAAAAGGAGCCCUCUUCUGAGAGCUCCGAGAUUUACUCCAAGUGAGGCUCACUCUAGGAUAUUUGAGUCCGUAACCUUGCCCAGUAAUCGAACUUCUGCUGGAACAUCUUCUUCCGGAGUGUCUAAUAGAAAGAGGAAGAGAAAAGUGUUUAGUCCUAUUCGAUCUGAACCAAGAUCUCCUUCUCACUCCAUGAGGACAAGAAGUGGAAGGCUUAGUACUUCUGAGCUGUCACCUCUCACUCCCCCGUCUUCUGUCUCUUCCUCAUUGAGCAUUUCUGUUAGUCCUCUUGCCACUAGUGCCUUAAACCCAACUUUUACUUUUCCUUCUCAUUCCCUGACUCAGUCUGGGGAAUCAGCAGAGAAAAACCAGAGACCAAGGAAGCAGCCUAGUGCUCCGGCAGAGCCGUUUUCAUCCAGUAGUCCUACUCCUCUCUUCCCUUGGUUCACCCCAGGCUCUCAGACUGAAAGAGGGAGAAAUAAAGACAAGGCCCCCGAGGAGCUGUCCAAAGAUCGAGACGCUGACAAGAGCGUGGAGAAGGACAAGAGUAGAGAGAGAGACCGGGAGAGAGAAAAGGAGAAUAAGCGGGAGUCAAGGAAAGAGAAAAGGAAAAAGGGAUCAGAGAUUCAGAGUAGCUCUGCUUUGUAUUCCGUGGGUCGGGUUUCCAAAGAGAAGGUUGCUGGUGAAGAUGUUGCCACCUCAUCUUCCGCCAAAAAAGCAACAGGGCGGAAGAAGUCUUCAUCACUCGAUUCCGGGACUGACAUUGCUUCUGUGACUCUUGGGGAUACAACAGCUGUCAAAACCAAAAUACUUAUAAAGAAAGGGAGAGGAAAUCUGGAAAAAAACAACUUGGACCUCGGCCCAACUGCCCCAUCCCUGGAGAAGGAGAAAGCCCUCUGCCUUUCCACUCCUUCAUCUAGCACUGUUAAACAUUCCACUUCCUCCAUAGGCUCCAUGUUGGCUCAGGCAGACAAGCUCCCAAUGACUGACAAGCGGGUUGCCAGCCUCCUAAAAAAGGCCAAAGCCCAGCUCUGCAAGAUUGAGAAGAGUAAGAGUCUUAAGCAAACUGACCAGCCCAAAGCACAGGGUCAAGAGAGUGAUUCAUCAGAGACCUCUGUGAGAGGUCCCCGGAUUAAACAUGUUUGCAGAAGAGCUGCGGUUGCCCUUGGCCGUAAACGAGCUGUGUUUCCUGAUGACAUGCCCACCCUGAGUGCCUUACCAUGGGAAGAACGAGAAAAGAUUUUGUCUUCCAUGGGGAAUGAUGACAAGUCAUCGAUUGCUGGCUCAGAAGAUGCUGAACCUCUUGCUCCUCCCAUCAAACCAAUUAAGCCUGUUACCCGAAACAAGGCACCUCAGGAACCUCCGGUAAAGAAAGGACGGCGAUCAAGGCGGUGUGGGCAGUGUCCUGGCUGCCAGGUGCCUGAGGACUGUGGUGUUUGCACUAAUUGCUUAGACAAGCCCAAGUUUGGUGGCCGUAACAUAAAGAAGCAGUGCUGCAAGAUGAGAAAAUGUCAGAAUCUGCAAUGGAUGCCUUCCAAAGCCUAUCUUCAAAAGCAAGCUAAAGCUGUGAAAAAGAAAGAGAAAAAGUCCAAGAGCAGUGAAAAGAAAGAGAGCAAAGAGAGCAGUGUGGUGAAGAACGUGGUGGACUCUACUCAGAAGGCUACCCCUCCAGCAAGAGAGGAGCCUGCCCCAAAGAAAAACAGUAGUGAACCUGCUCCCCGAAAGCCCACGGAGGAAAAGAGUGAAGAAGGGAACAGCUCUGCCCCGGCACCAGAGUCCAAACAAAGCACCACCCCAGCUUCCAGGAAGUCCAGCAAACAGGUCGCCCAGCCAGCACCCACCAUCCCCCCUCAGCCCCCCAGCACGGGACCACCGAGGAAAGACGUUCCCAAGACCACUCCUAGUGAACCCAAGAAGAAGCAGCCUCCACCACCACCACCACCAGAAGCAGGUCCAGAGCAAAGCAAGCAGAGAAAAGUGGCUCCCCGCCCGAGUAUCCCUGUGAAACAAAAGCCAAAAGAAAAGGAAAAACCACCUCCCGUCAGUAAGCAGGAGAAUGCCAGCACUUUGAACAUCCUCAGCACUCUGUCCAAUGGCAAUAGUUCUAAGCAGAAAGUCCCAGCAGAUGGAGUCCACAGGAUCAGGGUGGACUUUAAGGAGGAUUGUGAAGCAGACAAUGUGUGGGAAAUGGGAGGCUUAGGAAUCCUGACCUCUGUUCCUAUCACACCCAGGGUGGUUUGCUUUCUCUGUGCCAGUAGUGGGCAUGUAGAGUUUGUGUAUUGCCAAGUCUGUUGUGAACCCUUCCACAAGUUUUGUUUGGAGGAGAACGAGCGCCCUCUGGAGGAUCAGCUGGAAAACUGGUGUUGUCGUCGCUGCAAGUUCUGUCAUGUUUGUGGGAGGCAGCAUCAGGCUACAAAGCAGCUGCUGGAGUGUAAUAAGUGCCGAAACAGCUAUCACCCCGAGUGCCUGGGACCAAACUACCCCACCAAACCCACGAAGAAAAAGAAAGUUUGGAUCUGUACCAAAUGUGUGCGCUGCAAGAGCUGUGGAUCCACAACUCCAGGCAAAGGGUGGGAUGCACAGUGGUCUCACGACUUCUCACUGUGCCAUGACUGUGCCAAGCUCUUUGCUAAAGGAAACUUCUGCCCGCUCUGUGACAAGUGUUAUGAUGACGAUGACUAUGAGAGUAAGAUGAUGCAAUGUGGGAAGUGUGAUCGCUGGGUCCAUUCCAAAUGUGAGAAUCUUUCAGGUACAGAAGAUGAGAUGUAUGAGAUUCUAUCCAACCUGCCAGAAAGUGUGGCCUACACUUGUGUGAACUGUACUGAGCGGCACCCUGCAGAGUGGAGACUGGCCCUGGAGAAAGAGCUGCAGAUUUCUCUGAAGCAAGUUCUGACAGCCUUGUUGAACUCUCGGACCACCAGCCACUUGCUUCGUUACCGGCAGGCUGCCAAGCCUCCGGACUUAAAUCCCGAGACAGAGGAGAGUAUUCCUUCCCGCAGCUCCCCGGAAGGGCCUGACCCACCAAUUCUGACUGAGGUCAGCAAGCAGGAUGAACAGCAGCCUUUAGAUCUGGAAGGGGUCAAGAGGAAAAUGGACCAGGGAAACUACACAUCCGUGUUGGAGUUCAGUGAUGAUAUUGUGAAGAUCAUUCAAGCAGCCAUUAAUUCCGAUGGGGGACAGCCAGAGAUUAAAAAAGCCAACAGCAUGGUCAAGUCCUUCUUUAUUCGGCAAAUGGAACGUGUUUUCCCUUGGUUCAGUGUCAAAAAGUCCAGGUUUUGGGAGCCAAACAAAGUAUCAAGCAACAGUGGGAUGUUACCCAACGCAGUGCUUCCACCUUCACUUGACCAUAAUUAUGCUCAGUGGCAGGAGCGAGAGGAAAACAGCCACACUGAGCAGCCUCCUUUAAUGAAGAAAAUCAUUCCUGCCCCUAAAGCCAAAGGGCCGGGAGAGCCAGACUCACCGACUCCACUGCAUCCUCCGACCCCUCCAGUUCUGAGUACUGACAGGAGUCGAGAAGACAGUCCAGAGCUGAACCCACCCCCAGGAGUAGAAGACAAUAGACAGUGCGCAUUGUGUUUGAUGUAUGGGGAUGACAGUGCUAAUGACGCUGGUCGUUUGCUGUACAUUGGCCAAAACGAAUGGACACAUGUAAAUUGUGCUUUAUGGUCAGCGGAAGUGUUUGAAGAUGAUGAUGGAUCCCUGAAGAAUGUGCACAUGGCUGUGAUCAGGGGCAAGCAGCUGAGAUGUGAAUUCUGUCAAAAGCCAGGAGCCACUGUGGGUUGCUGUCUCACAUCUUGCACUAGUAACUAUCAUUUCAUGUGCUCUCGAGCCAAGAACUGUGUCUUUCUGGAUGACAAAAAGGUCUAUUGCCAGCGACAUCGGGAUUUGAUCAAAGGCGAGGUGGUUCCUGAGAAUGGAUUUGAAGUCUUUAGAAGAGUUUUUGUGGACUUUGAAGGAAUCAGCUUGAGAAGGAAAUUUCUCAAUGGCUUGGAACCAGAAAACAUCCACAUGAUGAUUGGCUCUAUGACGAUUGACUGCUUAGGAAUUCUGAACGAUCUCUCUGACUGUGAAGAUAAACUCUUUCCUAUUGGAUAUCAGUGUUCCAGGGUGUACUGGAGCACCACAGAUGCCCGCAAACGCUGCGUAUACACCUGCAAGAUAGUGGAGUGCCGCCCCCCGGUGGUGGAACCAGACAUCAACAGCACAGUUGAGCAUGAUGAGAAUAGGACCAUUGCCCACAGCCCACCAUCUUUCACAGAGAGCUCAUCUAAAGACAGUCAAAACAUGGCUGAGAUGAUAAGUCCUCCGUCUCCAGACCGAUCUGCCCAUUCACAAGCUUCUGGCUCCUGUUGUUAUCAUGUAAUCUCCAAAGUCCCCAGGAUUCGGACACCCAGUUAUUCUCCAACACAGAGAUCCCCCGGCUGCCGGCCAUUGCCUUCUGCAGGAAGUCCUACCCCGACCACUCAUGAAAUCGUCACAGUGGGAGAUCCCUUACUCUCUUCUGGGCUUCGAAGUAUUGGCUCCAGGCGUCACAGUACUUCUUCCUUGUCUCCCCAGCGAUCCAAACUCCGUAUAAUGUCUCCAAUGAGAACUGGGAAUACUUACUCCAGAAAUAGUGUUUCCUCAGCCCCAACCAUCGAGACCACUUCAGAUCUUGAGUCCAGUGCCAAAGCAGUUGAUCAUGCCUUAGGGUCACUGAAUUCAAGUACUAAUUUGGGGCAAAACACUCCAUCUUCAAAUUUGCAAAGGACAGUGGUUACUGUAGGUACUAAAUCCAGUCACUCUGCUGGCUCUUCAUCUUCAGAAAUGAAGCAUUCCAGUGCUUCAGAUGGAGCACCCAAGAGCUCCUCUUCAAAAGGAGAAAAGACCAAAGUGCUGAGUUCCAAGAAUUCAGAGGGAUCUGUACAUAACAUGGCGUACCCCGGAAUUCCAAAACUGGCCCCACAAGUUCAUAACACCAUGUCUGGAGAAUCAAAUGUUAACAAAACCAGCACUUUUGCCGAACCCUCUUCAGUGCCAUUUUCUAAAGACACCCUCUUUUCACAGCUACAUUCAAGAGGGCAAAGAAAUGAGAGAGACCAACACACAGAUUCUGCACAGUCAGCAAACCCCUCCCCAGAUGAUAGCAGUGAUGUCAAAACUUUGAAGCUUUCUGGAAUGAGCAACAGAUCUUCUAUUUCCAGUGAACACGUGGGGUCUAGUUCCAGAGACAGGAGACAAAAAGGGAAAAAAUCUGGCAAAGAAACUUACAAAGAAAAGCAUUCCAGUAAAUCCUUUUUGGAACCUGGUCAGGUGACAACGGAUGAGGAAGGAAAUCUAAAGCCGGAGUUUGUUGAUGAGGUCUUGGCUCCUGAAUUUAUGGGGCAACGGCCAUGUAACAAUAUUUCUUCUGAUAAAAUCGGAGAAAAUGUUCUUUCUAUCCCAGGAGUUCCUAAAACUCCGUCUGUGCAAGUUGAAGGACCCACCAAAGAUGCACAGGCACCCCGGAAACGCACAGUCAAAGUCACACUGACACCACUGAAAAUGGAAAGUGAGAAUCAGUCCAAAAACACCCUGAAAGAGGGUAGUCCUGCUUCCCCUUUGCAAAGAGAAUCACCAUCUCCCACAGAGCCACUUGCAGCCUCCGAAAGCCCUGGAGAUGGCCCAGUGGCCCAGCCAAACCCCAACAAUACCUUACCUCAGGAUUCACAAAGUAACAACUAUCAGAAUCUUCCAGGACAGGACAGAAACCUUAUGCUCCCAGAUGGCCCCAAACCUCAGGAAGAUGGCUCUUUCAAGAGGAGGUAUCCUCGCCGCAGUGCCCGUGCCCGUUCCAACAUGUUCUUUGGGCUCACUCCACUCUAUGGGGUAAGGUCAUAUGGUGAGGAAGACAUUCCAUUCUACAGCAGCUCAGUGGGGAAGAAGCGAGGCAAGCGAUCUGCCGAGGGACAAGUGGAUGGGGCUGACGACCUCAGCACUUCCGAUGAAGAUGACCUGUACUAUUAUAAUUUCACCAGGACAGUGAUUUCCUCAGGUGGAGAGGAGCGUCUGGCAUCCCAUAACUUAUUCCGAGAGGAGGAUCAGUGUGAUCUUCCGAAAAUUUCACAGUUGGACGGUGUUGAUGAUGGGACAGAGAGUGAUACCAGUGUCACAGCUACGACAAGGAAAAGUAACCAGAUUCCAAAAAGAAGUGGUAAAGAAAAUGGAACAGAGAACUUAAAGAUUGAUCGACCCGAAGAUGCUGGGGAAAAAGAGCAUGUCAUUAAGAGUUCUGUUGGCCACAAAAAUGAGCCAAAAAUGGAUAACUGCCACUCGGUCAGCAGAGUGAAAACACAGGGCCAGGAUUCCUUGGAAGCUCAGCUCAGUUCACUGGAGUCAAGCCGCAGGGUCCACACAAGCACCCCAUCAGACAAAAACUUAUUGGAUACCUACAACACUGAACUCUUGAAAUCAGAUUCUGACAACAACAACAGUGAUGACUGUGGAAACAUCCUGCCUUCAGACAUCAUGGACUUUGUACUGAAGAACACUCCCUCCAUGCAAGCCCUGGGUGAGAGCCCAGAGUCGUCUUCAUCAGAACUCCUCAAUCUGGGUGAAGGUCUAGGUCUUGACAGCAAUCGUGAAAAAGACAUGGGUCUUUUUGAAGUGUUUUCUCAGCAACUGCCAACGACAGAAGCCGUUGACAGUAGUGUCUCUUCCUCCAUCUCGGCCGAGGAACAGUUUGAGUUGCCUCUGGAGUUACCAUCCGACCUCUCUGUCCUCACUACUCGGAGCCCCACUGUCCCCAGCCAGAAUCCCAGUAGGCUAGCGGUGAUCUCAGACUCAGGGGAGAAGAGAGUCACCAUCCCAGAAAAGUCUGUAACCUCCUCUGAAGGAGACCCAGCACUGCUGAGUCCGGGAGUCGAUCCUACUCCCGAAGGCCACAUGACCCCUGAUCAUUUCAUCCAAGGACACAUGGAUACAGACCACAUAUCCAGCCCUCCUUGCAGUUCUGUGGAACAAGGUCAUGGCAACAGUCAGGAUUUAACUAGAAACAGUAGCACCCCUGGCCUACAGGUACCUGUUUCCCCCACUGUUCCCAUCCAGAACCAGAAGUAUGUGCCCAAUUCUACUGAUAGUCCUGGCCCAUCUCAGAUUUCUAAUGCAGCUGUCCAGACCACUCCACCCCACCUGAAACCAACCACUGAGAAACUCAUUGUUGUUAACCAGAACAUGCAGCCACUUUAUGUCCUCCAAACUCUUCCAAAUGGAGUGACCCAAAAGAUUCAGUUGACCUCUUCUGUUAGUUCUACACCCAGUGUGAUGGAGACAAAUACUUCAGUACUGGGGCCCAUGGGAAGUGGUCUCACCCUAACCACAGGACUAAAUCCAAGCUUGUCAACUUCUCAAUCUCUGUUCCCUCCUGCUAACAAAGGAUUGCUCCCCAUGCCUCAUCACCAGCACUUACAUUCCUUCCCUGCAGCUACUCAAAGUAGUUUCCCACCCAACAUCAGCAGUUCUCCUUCAGGCCUCCUCAUUGGGGUUCAGCCUCCUCCAGAUCCCCAGCUUUUGGUUUCAGAAGCCAGCCAGAGGACAGACCUCAGUACCACAGUAGCCACUCCAUCCUCUGGACUCAAGAAAAGACCCAUAUCCCGUCUGCAGACCCGAAAGAAUAAAAAGCUUGCACCCUCUAGUACCCCUUCCAACAUUGCCCCUUCUGAUGUGGUUUCUAAUAUGACACUGAUUAACUUCACACCCUCCCAGCUCUCAAAUCAUCCCAAUCUGUUAGAUUUGGGGUCACUUAAUACUUCAUCUCACCGAACUGUCCCCAACAUCAUAAAAAGGUCUAAAUCUGGCAUCAUGUAUUUUGAACAGGCACCCCUGUUACCCCAGAGUGUGGGAGGAACUGCUGCCACGGUAGCGGGCACAUCAACAAUAAGCCAGGAUGCUGGCCACCUCACAUCGGGGCCUGCGUCUGGCUUGGCCUCCAGUUCCUCCGUCUUGAACGUUGUGUCCAUGCAAACCACAACUGCCCCUACGAGUAGUGCAUCAGUUCCAGGACAUGUCACUUUAGCCAACCCAAGGUUGCUUGGGACCCCAGACAUUGGCUCCAUAAGCAAUCUUUUAAUCAAAGCUAGCCAGCAGAGCCUGGGAAUUCAGGACCAGCCUGUGGCUUUACCACCAAGUCCAGGAAUAUAUCCUCAACUCGGGACGUCACAGACUCCCUCUAGUGCUGCAAUGCCAGCAGCCUCUGGCAUCUGUGUGCUCCCUUCUACCCAGACCACGGGCAUCCCAGCUGCCUCACCUUCUGGGGAUGCUGAAGACCAUUAUCAGCUUCAGCACGUCAACCAGCUCCUUGCCAGCAAAACGGGGAUUCUCUCUUCCCAGCGUGAUCUCGAUUCUGCUUCUGGGUCCCAAGCGUCGAACUUCACUCAGACAGCAGAUGCUCCUAGCAGCGUGGGGCUGGAGCAGACCAAGGCCUUGUCCUCAGCUAUGCAAGCCAGCUCAGCCUCACCUGGAGGCUCUCCACCCUCUGGACAGCAGUUAGCAAGCCCAUCAGUGUCGGUUCCCACGAAACCCAAGCCAAAAAUCAAACGGAUUCAGCUGCCUCUGGACAAAGGGAACGGCAAGAAGCACAAAGUUACCCAUUCGCGGACCACUUCUGAAGCACACAUUCCAGACCAAGAAGCCAGUGUGACACCCCUGACCUCAGUCACAGGGACUCCAGGAGCUGAGGCCGAGCAGCAGGGUGCAGCAACUGUGGAGCAGUCAGCACAAAAGGAGUGUGGGCAACCAGCGGGGCAAGUGGCUACUAUUCCAGAGAUUCAGGCACCACAAAAUCCAACAGCAAAUGAACAAGAAAACACAGAUCCUAAAACAGUGGAAGAAGAAGAAAGUAACUUCAGCUCUCCACUGAUGCUGUGGCUGCAGCAAGAACAAAAGCGGAAGGAAAGCAUUGCUGAGAAAAAGCCCAAGAAAGGCCUGGUUUUUGAAAUUUCCAGUGAUGAUGGCUUUCAGAUUUGUUCAGAAAGUAUAGAAGAUGCCUGGAAGUCAUUGACAGACAAAGUCCAGGAAGCUCGAUCGAAUGCCCGCCUAAAGCAGCUCUCAUUUGCAGGUGUGAACGGAUUGAGGAUGCUGGGGAUUCUCCACGAUGCAGUUGUAUUCCUGAUUGAGCAGCUGUCCGGUGCCAAGCACUGUCGGAAUUACAAAUUCCGCUUCCAUAAACCGGAGGAGGCCAAUGAACCCCCCUUGAAUCCUCAUGGUUCAGCCAGGGCUGAAGUCCACCUGAGGAAGUCUGCAUUCGACAUGUUUAACUUCCUGGCUUCUAAGCACCGGCAGCCUCCUGCAUACAACCCGAAUGAUGAGGAAGAAGAGGAAGUACAGCUGAAGUCAGCCCGGAGGGCAACUAGCAUGGAUCUGCCAAUGCCCAUGCGUUUCCGGCACUUAAAAAAGACUUCGAAGGAAGCAGUUGGUGUCUACAGGUCUCCCAUCCAUGGCCGAGGGCUUUUCUGUAAGAGAAACAUUGAUGCAGGUGAGAUGGUGAUUGAGUAUGCCGGCAAUGUCAUCCGUUCCAUCCAGACUGACAAGCGAGAGAAGUAUUACGACAGCAAGGGCAUCGGUUGCUACAUGUUCCGCAUUGAUGACUCCGAGGUUGUAGACGCCACUAUGCAUGGAAAUGCUGCACGCUUCAUCAAUCACUCCUGUGAGCCCAACUGCUACUCUCGGGUCAUCAACAUUGAUGGGCAGAAGCACAUUGUCAUCUUUGCCAUGCGUAAGAUCUACCGGGGGGAGGAGCUCACUUAUGACUAUAAGUUCCCCAUCGAGGAUGCCAGCAACAAGCUGCCCUGCAACUGUGGCGCCAAGAAAUGCCGGAAGUUCCUAAACUAAAGCUGCUCUUGUCCCCCGGCAUUUGAGAACCAGGACCCACAGCCAGCCAGGGCAGUGCUGAAGGCCUUGUCCAAGGAGCUCCAGGAUUGAGUGGGCACAGUUGAGGGGCCUCUGUGACGGCUCAACACCCUUACGUCCCAUACUUACAUUGCGCGUGUGAUCAGAGUCCUGGAGAGAGCGUUGAGGUCCCAAAGAAGAGACCGUGUGAUCAGCCUUCUCCUGGGUACCUUCUGAUUGUUUGCCGUUACGAAGUGGAAAGUGGGGAUCCCAAGCAGACUCGCCUGGAGGGAGCCUGUAGAGGGUUAGUUACGUUGCAAGUGGGCCUAAGCUCUCCCCAGAGAGAAGUUGCCAUCCUCACCUUGGCCCUUUCCCAAGCACUAUGAGUGAGGGUUCAGGCCAGACCCCUCAUCUAGAGUCGGUUGGAUGCCUGGUAGUUUGCCAACCAGUCCUUGCAUGGAGGCAUCUUUUGAGCCAACAGAGAAGGGCUGAUAGUUUUCCCUGUUCUCCUCCCACUCAAGAGUUCACUUCUGGUAGGGAGACAGAUCCUUAGCACCUCUGAUGUCAAAAGGCUGCCUUGGGGUUGUGCCAAUUAUGUUCCAAACAUUGAGCCUGUGGCUUGAAGGGGGAGUGCUCUCCCCAGGAGCCUUAUCUCAGCCAAUUCCCUGUCUUGGCAGUAGGAGCCGCGUCCCUCUCUUCCUUCCACCUUCUUCCUUGCUCCCCUCCACACACACCGUCCUUCAUCCCACUGCUUUCCCAUGCUUCUUUCAGGGUGGUAGGGGAGAGGGACUCUCUGCUCCAGGACGUUCCCUGAUGGGCAUAGGAUGUGCCUACGGAAAGUUCCCUGACCCUGUAAAGCACUCUGGGGGACAGAAGGGGGGAAGUGGACAGGAGCCAGCGGCCAUAACCAGACAGAAUUUGGAGUCAUUUUCAUCAAGCUCCUCUGAGAGUCUUGAAGAAAUAUAUAUGUAGCAUGAUUUUUUUUAGAAGAGGAAAAAGAUUAUUUAAAUAGGAUUUGAAUCAUGCAACAACGAGAGUGUCAUGACAGCCAGGAUGAGCCCUGGGCCCCAAGCCCAGGACGGUGACUUGCUCUACCCCGUGUUAAGACAUAGGAAGACUCCCUUGUAAACGGUCAGUGUCCGGUUGAAGGCAGAACACUAAUCAGACUCCAAGGCCCUAAACUUGGAGACUAGACCACCUCGUGUGGGGGGGACUCUGCCGCCUGUGUACAGUCCAUGGAUAAAGUAGAUGAAAUGACACUACUGCCCUGAUUACUCCUUAGGACGUGGUCAAAACAGCAUCAAAUGUUCCUUCUCUUCCUUCCCCUGAGACAGUAUCCUGAACCUGUUAAAUUAAGUCAUUGGAUUUUACUCUGUUCUGUUUACAGUUUACUAUUUAAGGUUUUAUAAAUGUAAAUAUAUUUUGUAUAUUUUUCUAUGAGAAGCACUUCAUAGGGAGAAGCACUUAUGACAAGGCUAUUUUUUAAACUGCGGUAUUAUCCUAAUUUAAAAGAAGAUCGGUUUUUAAUAAUUUUUUAUUUUCAUAGGAUGAAGUUAGAGAAACUAUUCAGCUGUACACACAAAGUCUGGUUUUUCCUGCCCCACUUCCCCCCGGAGGGUGUACUUUUUGUCGUUCAGUGUGUAGCUUGUUUGUGCCCUGUCGACAUCAAUGUUUCCUGGGUUUGCUCCUUGACAAUAAAUGGAGAAGGACGGUCACCCAACUCCAUUGGGCCAUUCCCCUCCUUCCCCUAGUGAAGCUCCUCAAAAGGCUGUCAUAGGAUCUGGAUACAACACUUCGUCCUCUUCCUUCCCGAACUCUUUCCUUGCUGGCACCAGCCCCUGAGCGGCAGGAGGCGAGCAUCUUCCGCAUCUCCCUCACCUUUCCUCCUUCAGAGUUUGCAGCCAACAUGCUGGAUGGCAACUUGACAUUGUCCAUCACCAUCUGCCUCAUAGGUCACCUUCUUCCUCUCCCUCUUCUGCCCACCGAGUCCUCAUUCCUGCCAAGCACCCAUUGAUCUUGUGCCCUCUCUAGGGGCAGCCCGUUGAAACUGAAGCACAGUUUGACCACUCACGAUGAAGCCGAUCCUCCUCUGCCCCUGCCAUGUGGUUUCAGAGUAGUGUAGUCCACGGCGAGGGCGGGGGGCCCCUUUUCUCACCGUGAGAAGCCCACUCCCAUGGAAGCCUAGUGAAGCAAUACGACUGGGCCCAGCGCACUCUGCCCCGGGACUCACGGCUCUGCUGUGCCUUCCAUCCUGGGCUCCUUGGCUUUCAUGACCUUAAGAACUUCGCUUGGUGGCUUUGCUGGAACAUUGUCACUGUUGCCACUGUCACACAGGGAGCCCAGCACUGUGGCCAGGAUGGCAGAGAACUUCCUUGUCAUCACGGAGAAGUGCCAGCAGGGGACUGGGGAAAGCACUCUACCCAGACCUCCCCUCCCCCCUCCUUUUGCCCGUGAACAAGAUGCAGUGGCCCGAGGGGUUCCACUAGUGUCUGGUUUCCUUUAUUAUUGCACUGUGUGAGGUUUUUUUGUAAAUCCUUGUAUUCCUAUUUUUUUUUAAAGAAAAAAAAAAACUUAAGCUGCGUUUGUUACUGAAACGAUUAAUGCACUGAUGGGUCACGAAUUCACCUUGAGAAAGACCCAAGGCCAGUCAGAGGGUGGGGGAAACUCAGCUCAAUAGACCUAGUGACUGCCCUGCUAGGCCAUGCUGUACUGUGAGCCCCCUCCUCCUCCUCUUCCUACAACCCUAAACCCUGAGGACAGGGAGGAACCCACAGCUCUCCUCCUGCCAGCUGCAGCUGGUUUGCCUUGCCUUUCCACCCCUCCCAAAUCAUCAAACCACAGAAACAAGAAAUCUCCUCUUACAGCUCAGCCUUGAGUCCAUUGCCAAAUGUCAGCAGACCUGCCAGCAACUUGGGGGAUAAAAGCUAAGGCUUCCCUACCAAUGGGGAAGAAGGCAAGAAUGGUGGAGCCAUCUCCAGCACUCGUGGGAGUCUGUUUGCAAAGCGACCCAGGGCAUCUCCGCACCAAAGUGCAGAUGGAGGCAUCGUGGUGGGUCGCUCCCCAGCAUAUCCCCCAAGGGGCAUCCCCAGUCCCUAAGGAGUAACAGCUGCAUACCUGGUCAGUUCUCAGUGAGAGCCAGCUCACUUACCGCUUUGCUGCUAGAACCUGUUGUGGCUGCAUUUCCUGGUGGCCAGUGACAACUGAGUAACCAGAAGAAGCUGCAUGGCGCCGACCCUUUGGCCGGAACCUGGCCCCUUGGCUCCCUCCGUGGCUGCCCACCACCUCCAGCACAGCCCCUCCUGUUUUUAGACCAAUAACAAGCGUUAAGGGGGAAGCCUUGGCAGCUAUUAAGUUUUCAACUGAGACUCCUUGGCUGGGACCCAGUCCACCAUCCUGCUCGCCUCCGUCUCAGCCCCGGCCAAUGUAGUAAGCACCAUGCAGCAACCUUGAGUACAAAACAAUACAAAAGAAAAAAAAAAGAAAAAAAAAUGCAACAACACAAAGACAAAAAAAUUUAUUUUAAUGAAUGUAUCUUUCUAAAGGACUGACAUUCAAUCAAAUAUUUGAAAAUACUAAAGGUCAAAACCUUGUCAGAUGUUAACUUUUAAGUUUGAUUUGGGAUUUUUCUUUUUGAAUAGAGAUCAAGCUGUUCUUUUUGUUGUUUGUUUUAAAGGAAAAGCGGGUCAUCGCAAAGGGCUGGGUGUCAUUCUGUGUUUCAUUCCUUCAUUUUAAAGCAAUACAAGGGUAUUGAGCAGAUGGUUUUUGAAUACCAGUCAAGUCUCACUCUGAAAACUUGCAAUCUUUUUGUUUGUUUUGGUUUUUCAAAUAAAUAUAAAUAUGAUAUAUAUAGGAACUAAUAUAGUAAUAUACCAUGUAACAAAGCCUAGUUCAGUCCAUGGCUUCUAACUCUUAACACUAUAGAUAAGGAUUGUGUUACAGUUGCUUGUAGUGGCAGGAAAAUGUCAGGCCAGCAUUCCUCUGGUCCUCGAAAGGGAGGGGGCUCAGACCACAGAGGGAUGGGAAGAGUCCCUCCCCGGGACCAGAGAGAAAUGCAAAAAUGGUGUCACCUGGAUUUUUUUUUCUGCCCGUGAAUGUUGCCAGUCGGUACCUGUACCCCUUGUUUCUCUAUUUCCGCCCAUGAAUGUUGGGGUUGCCACCUGCACUUAGGGGACAGUUGUGUUCUGUGCUUUCCUGGUGUCCUGCCCUGAGGUACUCUAGUCCUUUCAACCAAGCAAACAGACGCGUGCUGUUUCUUUUAUUGGACUUUUAACUGUCUCUUUAGUAAAUACAGGUAGUUGAAUAAUUGUUUCAAGAGCUCAACAGAUGACAAGCUUCUUUUCUAGAAAUAAGACAUUUCUUGACAACUUUAUCAUGUAUAACAGAUCUUUUGUUUUGUUAAUUUUUUUUCCUUGUGUUCUUCCAAGCUUCUGGUUAGAGAAAAAGAGGAAAAAAAAAAAAAAGAAAAAGUGUGUAAAGUCCAUCAGUGUUAACUCCCUGUGACAGGGAUGAAGGAGAAGACUUUAAUAGUUCAAAAAAUAAUAAUGCUGAAAGCUCUCUACGAAAGACUGAAUGUAAAAGUAAAAAGUGUACAUAGUUGUAAAAAAAAAAAAAGGAGUUUUUAAACAUGUUUAUUUUCUAUGCACUUUUUUUUAUUUAAGUGAUAGUUUAAUUAAUAAACAUGUCAAGUUUA